This is a messenger RNA of Lycium ferocissimum, 1575 nucleotides long. RefSeq names its product beta-amyrin 28-monooxygenase-like. The transcript is spliced from 5 exons. The record is from RefSeq and is a predicted model, not a curated record. The coding region runs from base 1 to 1575 and encodes 524 amino acids. NCBI's taxonomy places the organism in Eukaryota, Viridiplantae, Streptophyta, Magnoliopsida, Solanales, Solanaceae. Gene Ontology annotation, biological process: sterol metabolic process. Gene Ontology annotation, molecular function: monooxygenase activity; iron ion binding; oxidoreductase activity, acting on paired donors, with incorporation or reduction of molecular oxygen.
AUGACCCCUUUAAGGGUCAUGUUUGGCCGAGACUUAUGUUCUUAUACUUGCUUCCGUUGUGCCGCUGUCGCUGCCUUUAAAACCUCGUACACAAAAUGGACCCUCUUCCUCCUCUCUUUUGCAACCUUGCUUGCUAUGAUUAUCAUCAAUUUUUUGUUCAAAUAUUUCUUUGCCAAACCUAAAGAAAAAAUCCCUUUAGCUCCAGGUACUUUUGGUUGGCCUAUUAUUGGAGAAACCAUCCAAUUCCUUAAAGCACUUCACUAUGGAUUGGUGCACGAGUUUGUUAAAGAAAGAACCAAGAAAUACAACUCAAAUGUAUUCAAAACCUCUUUGUUUGGCCAAAAAAUUGCUAUUUUUUCAGGUCCAGCAGCUAACAAAUUCAUAUUCACCAGAGGCAAUAAUCUUCUCAUUGGUUGGAGACCUAAUUCUGUUCAAAAACUUUUCCCUUCUACAUCAUUUGUCCCUAUAGAACAUGACACGAAAAGGGCACAAAAUGUUAUGAGCUAUUUCUUGAACUCACAAAAUGUAGACAAACUCAUUAGUACUAUGGACUCUAUUUCACAUUUACACUUGGAAAAUCAUUGGAAGGGGAAGGAUGAAGUGAUAGUGUAUGAUCUAAUGAAGUUAUUCACUUUCUCCCUUUCUAUUCGAGUCUUUAUGGGCAUUGAAGACUCGGAUAAAAUCUUGAAAUUUUAUGAAAAAUUCAAUGUUUUUACGCAAGGUCUUUUGGUAGUGGACAUCAACUUUCCUGGUACAACAUUUUAUAAGGCAAUGAAAGCUGGGAAUGAAUUAAGGAAAGAAAUGAAGGCUAUUAUUAAAGAAAGAAGAGUUGAAUUACUAGAGAAUCCAGAUUUGUCAAAAGUUGAUGUGUUAACACAAGUGAUCACUGAACAAGAUGAAAAUGGAAAGUACAUGAAAGAGGUUGAAAUGACUGAUAAAGUGUUUGGCUUUAUCAUUGGUAGUUACCAUACUACUUCUACAACUAUUACUUUGACCAUGAAGUACCUUAAAGAGAAGCAUGAGUUCUUCAAUGAAAUAAUGGAAGAGCACAAUGAGAUUUCAAGGAAUAUGAUGCCAAGGAAAGUGCUAUGUUGGGAUGACAUUCAGAAAAUGAAGAAAACUUGGAACUUUGUGAAUGAAGUAUUAAGAGACACACCAGUUCUGCAAGGUACUUUCAGAGAAGUCAUAGAGGAUGACAUCACUUAUGAUGGCUUCCUCAUACCAAAAGGAUGGAAGGUCGGCGACACAAUGUUAAAAGCCGACUUACAUGAUGGUGGAUUUAUCAAGGCAAUCAAAGUGGCAAGAAAGCUUUCAACCAAAGAGAAUCAAGGUGGUGGUGCCACUUCCGCGCAGUAUAGCCAUCCACAAUUGAGAAUGAACAUGAAUGAGAUUAGCUAUUACAGCUAUGAGAAUGUUGUGCUAGAGAAGCAUCAGCUUGAAGAAACUGUAGUGGUAGGUGUGGAACUACCAAAAUUCAAAAGUGAAAAGCUUUUGAAGGAUAUUUUUGAGGGCAAGAAGCCCAACAAAUGUGUCAACCUUGAUGAAGCAGUUGCGUUUGAAGUAGCUGCACGAUGA